This is a messenger RNA of Daucus carota subsp. sativus, 1240 nucleotides long. RefSeq lists its product as uncharacterized. The transcript has 11 exons. Lineage: Eukaryota; Viridiplantae; Streptophyta; Magnoliopsida; Apiales; Apiaceae. Gene Ontology annotation, biological process: tRNA transcription by RNA polymerase III. The coding region runs from base 184 to 1065 and encodes 293 amino acids. Gene Ontology annotation, cellular component: RNA polymerase III complex. The record is from RefSeq and is a predicted model, not a curated record. Gene Ontology annotation, molecular function: DNA binding.
GUGUACAUUCAGGCCACAUAUACUGUUAUGCAGCUCGUGUGCGCGUGUCUAUGUGUCUGAUAAAUUUUUUUUUUUUAAAACCCCCCCAGACAAGAACCCUAGCAAACAGCCACCCGAUUGCUUCGCUCUCCCCUUGCCCCUGGGGGAUCGUUGUGUAUCGGAAGCUGAUUAUAUCUUGUUGUAAUGGAUACUGAUGACAAGAAGAAUGCACCUAGAAAGGUGAAAUUUGCUCCGAAAGCUCCUCCUCGCAGAGACCGUAAACUUGUUUUACCCAAAGUAGAAAAGUUUGAAGAGACAGAUGCUGCAAAGGCAGAUGAACUGAUGCAGCGGUUCAAUGAAGCAUCCGUGAGGAUAAGACCUAAAGCUGAACAGAAACCCAAACAAGUUCAGGUUGCCUUUGGUAGAGAUGAAGGAUCUUCUAUAAAAUCAUAUGGUGGUUUAAAGGGUAGGUACGAAUCUAAGCAUAAUCAAGCAACUCAAGGUGCCGGAGGUGGGAGAGAGAUCAAAGAAUAUAAGGAACCAUGGGAUUACUAUACCAAUUAUCCUGUUACUCUUCCUUUGAGAAGACCAUACUCUGGAAAUCCAGAAUUACUAAAUGAAGAGGAAUUUAGGGAAACUCCAGAAACCAUUACCUGCACUGAAUCUUCCAUUAAUUCCGCUAUCGAGCUUGGCCUAAUGGAGGAGGAUUUGGAAGCAAAUAUGUUGUUUCUCCAAUUCCCGGAAAAUAUGCCUGUGCCAAAACAAGCUGUUAAGAAGGAGGGGCUUGAAACGAGCAACACUUCUAAACCUGUGAAAGGACCAGGAGCUUCAGGAAAAGCUUGCAAUUUAAAUGAGCUACCUGCCGGCUUCAUGGGUAAAAUGUUCGUUUACAGGAGUGGAGCGGUCAAGUUGAAAUUAGGGGAUAUCCUGUAUGAUGUUUCUGCAGGAUUGAACAAUGUUUUUGCUCAGGAUGCUGUUGCGAUUAAUACAGAAGAGAAGCAUUGUUGUGUUGUCGGGGAACUAAACAAACGUGCUAUUGUUUCCCCAGAUUUGGAUUCUAUCUUAGACAAUAUCUCUGAUCUCUGAAUUAUGAUAGUUUUGUCAUUUUACAAAGAAAUUUUGUUAUACAUAUAGAAGAAUCUGUUGUUUUUAAUACACAAAUAUGUAGCUGUGUUUACAAUGAAUAUCUGGGAUCUUGGUUUCUUGGAGGUUUUUAGGUGUAAAACAAUUACAUAUAUAUACAACCUUUGGACUUCAUAUA